This is a messenger RNA of Vitis riparia (riverbank grape), 1429 nucleotides long. RefSeq names its product protein SIEVE ELEMENT OCCLUSION B-like. The transcript has 4 exons. The record is from RefSeq and is a predicted model, not a curated record. Gene Ontology annotation, biological process: phloem development. Lineage: Eukaryota; Viridiplantae; Streptophyta; Magnoliopsida; Vitales; Vitaceae. Bases 201 to 1403 code for a protein of 400 amino acids.
UUCAAGUGAUACGUGGAAAAGAAGGGGAGGAUUUCUACAAAGUCAAGCACUUGCCUUCCAUCGCAUUCAGUGCAAUAUCUGAAAUUGAGAUGAAAGUGACAACAUACUCGAUCUUCUGAAGAAGCAACUUACUACUUGUUACAAAUGCAUGGCCAAAACAUAAUGCCAUUCCAAUUUUGUGAAAGCAGCUAAUCAAAAUCAUGAAUUUGGACAGUAGAACUGAUGAGAGAUUGCUAUUUGAUGCAGAGGAUGAUGUUUAUCAAAUGCUUAUGAAGAUCUUAAAUAGUGAUCCAAGUGACAACAUGAAGAUUCUAAAGGCACUUAUAAAUGCCGAGGACGAUCAAUUGCCACUUCUUGAUGGCUCUACAAAUAGAAGGGUAAAAUUGGAGGUGCUGAAGGGGAAGAAUGUGUUUCUGCUCAUAUCAGGCCUAGACUUUCCCAAUGAGGAUCUCUUACUUCUCAAACAUAUUCACAAGGAAUUCUGUUUGGAGCGGAGUUUGAUACAUAGGCGGCAUGAGUUUAUGUGGAUCCCAAUUGUGGAUCAUUCUUUUAAGUGGAAAGAUUCUCAGCAGCAAGAGAUGUUUGAGUGUCUGCAGGCCUCAAUGCCAUGGUAUUCGGUCUGCACUCCUGCACGCAUUGAUAAGGCAAUCAUCAGGUUCAUCAAGGAGGAGUGGCACUUCCAGAAUAAGCCCAUCCUUGUGGUGCUAGAUUCACAAGGAAAAGUGAUGAACCGUAAUGCUAUUCACAUGAUGCGGAUAUGGGAGGACACCGGCUACCCAUUCACCAGUUCGAAAGAGAAAGCUCUGUGGGGGGCAGAGACUUGGGGGCUUGAGCUGCUGGUUCAUGACGUUCACCCAACCAUACAGAACUGGAUCAAAAAGGGAAAAUUCAUUUGCUUGUAUGGAGGGACUGACAUGAAGUGGAUCCAAACAUUCACAACCGUAGCAAAGGAAGUUGCGUCAGCUGAGCGGAUCCCCUUAGAAAUGGUGUACGUGGGAAAGAGCACCCACAGAGAGCGAGUCCUACAAUGCAUAGCAUUCAUCAGUAUGAAGGAACUGAGCCACUGGUGGCCAGACCGCACCAUGGUCUGGUUCUGGAGCCGGCUGGAGAGCAUGUUAUUCUCCAAGAUCCAGCUAGGAAGGGCGGACGAGAAGGACCCCAUGUUGGAGGAAAUCAAGAAACUGCUCAGCUACGACAAGGAAGGAGGAUGGGCUAUGCUCAGCAAGGGAUCCUCGCCAAUUUUCAGUGGUUCCAGCGCCACUGUUUUGCCUACCUUCAUGGCGUACCAUGCAUGGAAAGAGCAGGUCCCGACGAAGGGUUUUGAUCAGGCAGUCAUGGAUUACCAUGACCAGCUUCGCAACGAUUCUGAUUACCCGAAGUUUGAUUUUAUUGAUAUUGAAUGAAAUCUUGUAUAUAUUUUUAAAAUCCA